Molecule: messenger RNA, 1647 nt
Organism: Periconia digitata
Lineage: Eukaryota; Fungi; Ascomycota; Dothideomycetes; Pleosporales; Periconiaceae
Source: the annotation of a GenBank genome assembly
UUCAGCACCGCGCAUGGCCUGUCUUUUCUGCGUGACCAAUAUUAUAUCAAACCAAGUGACCUUUCUUUCCCACUUCCUAUUCUCAGAAGCUACGUUAACAUGAUUGAUCCGGUCGGCGCACCUCUUGCAAUUUUUGCGACUCUGGUCUGGUGCUAUGGCGCCGGUCACAAUCUCGUGAAGAAAUGGCAAAUGUAUCAGCAGGCUGAUGAGCGAAUUCGAGAUCAUACUGUCCAGCUCAACGAUCACUGUAUCAGAUUAGACGCCCAGAGCAAGUUGCUGGAAACAGUCUGGAGCGGCCUCAGCACCCGACACAAAACGCAUUUCGAAGACCUAGCCCAAAUCUUGAAGCGAAAUCUCCAGGCAGCUACAGAUAAUCUUACUGGGGCCGAAGAGCGAAAACCCCGUCGCUUUCAACGACUGAGAAAGAAGGCAAGCUCGGAAGCGCUCCGGUAUUCAUUUGUAUUUGAAGCAAUUGAGGAUUCCGUCAAAAAACUCGAAAGUUGGCAUACGCGAUUCGACUCUGCGUUUUACCUACUCACCCGCGUUGCCGGCAUUAAUCUCGACCCUCGGCUCGGCGAAAAUGAUUCGGCGCCGGGGCAGCCUGUUAGGCGACUGCGACUGUUAAGGAAAGCAGUUGGAGGAGCAGCUUCAGAACAGAAUCAAUGGCUCUCUGCGAGCGCGGGCUAUUCCUUCCAGAGCAUGAUCCCGUAUUCUUCUGUUGGGUCUGCUUUGUAUGGCUCUCAGCAGGUGCUUGUGGAUACUUUAACGCCAGACUCGCAGGCCGAGCUCGAUCGCACUUCCAAAAGCAUUCACGAUCUCGGCGAGAUCCUAAAACAAUCAGAUGCAAGCACCUUCGGUCUCCUGAGCUGUUUGGGCGUAUUCUACCAGGCACCUUCGUCGGCCACAGCUCAUCGACCGAAAUAUAACAUGCUGUUCACACUGCCUGCCGGACUUCGGAGCCCAGUAUCUUUACGCUACUUACUUCGACAAAAGAACUCGGAUUCCUCAAUGAACGAGCGGCUGAACUUGGCAAUAGGCCUAGCCAAGUCCCUUUUAUUCGUGCACAAUUCGAAGUUCGUUCACAAAAACAUCCGUCCUGAAACAGUUGUUGUCUUCUCCGAUAACGAGUCGAAACUUGGCAAGUGCUUUCUUAUGGGCUUUGAGCAAUUUCGGCCGGCAGAUGGAUGGACUCGCCGUAAAGGAGACGCCCGAUUGGAGAGACACGUCUACCGGCACCCAUCACGGCAAGGAUUAUACCCCGAAACUGAUUAUAUGAUGCAGCACGAUAUUUACAGCCUAGGCGUUUUGCUACUCGAGAUUGGGUUGUGGACUUCAUUUGUUGAGUACGAUAAGGACAAGAAGCCAACUCUAUUGCCUUUCAUCGGCACCAAAGAGAUCCUAGCCGACAAGCAAGAAAAGAGGAGGUCUUUGGCUUUGAAGGCUCGUCUUAUGGAGGCAACGGGGUAUCUGCCAAAUCGCAUGGGCAGACGCUACACCGAUGUAGUGCUUACAUGCCUAAGUUGCUUGGACGACACGGAAGAGAAUAUAUUCGGGCACGAGAGUGAAUUCACGGAUUCCGAUGGCGUCGGUGUCGCAGUGAGGUUUUCCGAGACGGUGCUCGAGCAGUUGCAAAUGAUUACAAUCUAG